GCACGAUGCCGGCUUACGCGCCCCCACAAAUUUGCCAUGUCACGAACUUGGCCAGUUCAUGUGCACUGCGUACCGUGUCCACCACCGUCCGCGCCAGACAUCACCUACCCAUAGCUCUGUUUUUCUCGUAUGCAAUAUAUUGAGCUGGCCUCGGGACCUUUUCUAGUCCAAUCACCCCUGCUUUCCCCAUGAUCGUCGCAACCCACGAGAUCGACCCUGACGGGGACAUCAUUCUCAAGUUGACCCAUCCGAAUGCGCCGUUCGCAGUCUGGCCCAAGGCACAGGAUGAGAAAGUCGCUUCGAACGGACAACGAGACGCUACCGAUGACCCCAAGGCGGACGGCAUCCACGAUGUCGGGGAAACACCGGAGGGAGGAAGCGAGCCCGCAUCAGAGGUUGACUUCAGGCUUUCCUCCAGACAUUUAAUUCUGGCUUCAUCCUACUUCAAGUCCAUGCUUUGCGGCCCGUGGAAAGAAGGCAAAACAAACGGCAGUGAGCCCCGAGUCGUCACGGCCGAAUCCUGGGAUCAAGACGCCCUACUGAUCGUCAUGAACGUUAUUCAUGGGCGAAACAAGAGGGUGCCUCGAGAGGUAGACUUUGAGACGUUAGCCAAGAUUGCGGUCAUCUUGGACUAUUAUCAGUGUCACGAGGCACUCGAGGUUUUCACUGAUAUGUGGCUGAGGAGCUUGAAACAUGCAGCGCCAUUGCCAACAGCCUACGGCCGCGAUGCUGUGCUAUGGUUGCAUAUCGCACACGUUCUCUCAGAUGACGGAACCGCGCGAGCAAUAACGAAAAUGAUGCAGUGUGAACUGGAUCAACCGCUAUUUACGUUGGGUCUUCCAAUUCCCGCUAGCGUUGGAGACAGGCUGGAGGCCUUCAGAAUACAAUCCGUUGAUUACUUGCUUACCCAAAUGCAUACGGAAUUGGACUGCCUGGCGAGGCAGGCCUGGAGCACUUGCUCGCCCGAGUGCGACCUGAUGAGACUUGGAGCACUGACUAGUAUGUUGGUCUUGCACAACUCGCUUUCGCGACCAACGCUGCCAUUUCAUGGUAAAAGCGUGGGGAAAAUGAUUUCAAUCAUCGAGGAGUACCACAAGCAGUUCCUCCGCAGUGUUGAGCGUUCGACUCCACGACUACUGCCCACGCACUGUAAUUGUCGCUCCUGCCGCCCAUCAGGCUCGUUUCCCAAUCAGAACAAAUGCCGACACAGACAACUUUCGCAGGCUGUUAUUGAGGAUAGAAGAGGGGCAAUGAUUGGAUUUGGGGUCCAAUUAGACUCAGAACACGAAGACGAGUUAUGAAGACGAAGCCUAGCGCAUUGACGCACUGCGCUUGCCCCCGAACUUGAUACUACCUGGGCCAUAAACAAGUAUGUACAUGAACUUUGAACCAUCCAUUCGGCCCUCUUGGCCAUCAAUAUUUUCAGGUAGCG
Molecule: messenger RNA, 1432 nt
Organism: Purpureocillium takamizusanense
Lineage: Eukaryota; Fungi; Ascomycota; Sordariomycetes; Hypocreales; Ophiocordycipitaceae
Exons: 3
Coding region: 189-1301 (370 amino acids)
Source: RefSeq, a predicted model, not a curated record